Messenger RNA from Mucor mucedo, 1001 nucleotides. RefSeq lists its product as uncharacterized. The transcript has 4 exons. Gene Ontology annotation, molecular function: acyltransferase activity, transferring groups other than amino-acyl groups. Lineage: Eukaryota; Fungi; Mucoromycota; Mucoromycetes; Mucorales; Mucoraceae. The record is from RefSeq and is a predicted model, not a curated record. The coding region runs from base 254 to 844 and encodes 196 amino acids.
CAAAUGCUGCAUUUGGACAUCUCAUCCCGAUCCCUUUCAAUGUAAAGAUCCCGUUGUCUGGAUUUUUGACAGCAAACAUCGAACUCGGGUUUUUGUCACCUCCGAGGUUGUCCUGGAUUUAGGCACUUUUACAGAAGAAGCUAGAGAGUUGGCUAACUGCGCAGUUUACAAAGAUAAAAUCUUACCUAAUUACUUUGUGGAACCCCAGCUUGAAAUUCUCUACAAUCAAAGUAAGGAAAUUCUCGAGUCUGCCAUGAGAGCAUUUAUGGAAAUGCAUGAAGGGGAAGUCUUCCUACACGGUGUCAACUUGUUAUGGUCUUCAGUGUUUCAUAAACUAAUUGAUGCCCAGUUUGAGGCUCCUUGUUUCAAAUUUGUUAAACCAACAUCGUCUUUAGAUCUGGAUGGGGAGAUGACCUUACCUCAUGAUUUAAAGUUGACUAAAUUAGAACAUCAGGAUAUCCAAAAGGUACACUCUUCAAAUAAGGUAACCUAUGACAUCAAAUAUAUUGAGGAUUGUUUCCGCCUUUCAAGUGCUAUAAGAAGAGUUGAUAAUGACGAGUUGGCUGCCUGGACUAUGACCCAUCGUGACUUUGCUGUAGGAGCUCUUUAUGUUUUACCUGAAUACCGUCGCAAAGGCUAUGCUGAAGUGAUUUUACAUGAUGUAUGUAAGCAACAUGUUGCUUUCUAUAAGCAAGCAAUUCCUGAAAAGGCGGCAGAUCUUUACUUUUCUGCCACUGUAGAAUACUUUAAUACUCCUAGUGCAAACUUAUUCAAAAAAACUGGCUGGGUUAGUCUUGGUCUUGGACGCACUUGGAUUGCCGGAUCUCCAGUUGGAAACAAAUAGUUACUUGACAUCUAGUUGUAACAUAAUUUAUUUUUUUAUUUUUUAUCAAGUAUACAAUUAUAUGUGAUGUUACGAUUUUUAAAAAAAAAAAUAAAAAAAAAAUUGAGUAUAAACAAAAUGAAACCCUUCUCUUUUAGAUGACAGCAGCAAAAAAACC